AUGAAGAACCCAAGUGCAUCAAUUCAGAUCCAAAACCAAGAUCUUGUGGAGGACCAAUCAUUUGACCUGGAAGAUUGGCUUCCAAUCACAGCAUCAAGAAAUGCCAAUUGGUACUACUCUGCUUUCCACAACGUGACUGCCAUAGUUGGUGCNGGAGUUCUUGCUCUCCCUUACGCCAUGUCAGAGCUCGGAUGGGGACCUGGGGUUGUGGUGUUGAUCCUGUCAUGGCUCAUCACAUUAUACACACUCUGGCAAAUGAUUGAGAUGCACGAGAUGUUCGAAGGGCAACGGUUUGAUAGGUACCAUGAGCUGGGUCAGGCAGCCUUUGGGAAAAAGCUUGGUUUGUACAUCGUGGUGCCGCUACAACUAUCUGUUGAAAUCAGUGUGUGCAUAGUCUAUAUGGUGACAGGAGGUAAAUCCCUGAAGAAUGUACAUGACCUUGCUGUUGGACAUGGCAAGUGCACAAAGAUGACAAUCACACACUUCAUUUUGAUCUUUGCCUCUUCCCAGUUUGUUUUUUCCCUUCUUAAGAACUUCAACUCCAUUUCUGGCGUCUCCUUGGUAGCUGCAGUCAUGUCAGUGAGCUAUUCCACAAUUGCUUGGGUAGCCUCAGUGAGCAAGGGUGCCACGGAGAAUGUAGAGUACGGGUAUAGCAAGAAAAGAACGACCUCAGAGCUGUUUGCCUUCUUAAGUGCACUGGGGGAGAUGGCUUUCGCGUACGCUGGCCAUAACGUUGUUUUAGAGAUUCAAGCAACGAUCCCAUCAACACCUGAGAACCCAUCAAAAAGACCCAUGUGGAAGGGAGCCAUUGUAGCCUAUAUCAUUGUAGCUGUUUGCUACUUCCCUGUGGCUCUUGCAGGUUUUCAUACCUUUGGAGACAAUGUCCAAGAGAACAUCCUCGAAUCACUCACAAAACCCAGGGCACUUGUCAUUGUGGCCAACAUGUUUGUGGUCAUACACAUGCUGGGAAGCUACCAGGUGUAUGCAAUGUCUGUGUUUGACAUGAUCGAAUCUGUAAUGAUAAAGAAAUGGCACUUCAGUCCAACAAGAGUUUUACGGUUUAGCAUCCGGUGGACUUUUGUGGCCGCCACGAUGGGUAUCGCAGUGAGAUUACCAUAUUUCAGUGCACUGCUGUCGUUUUUUGGGGGAUUUGUGCUUGCCCCGACCACAUACUUUAUCCCCUGCAUCAUGUGGUUGAUCCUAAAGAAACCAAAGAGAUUUAGUGUCUCAUGGUGUCUCAACUGGAUUUGCAUAAUUCUUGGGGUUCUCCUGAUGAUCGUAGCACCUAUUGGGGGACUCGCCAAACUAAUUGUUCACAUUAAAGAGGGCAGUCUACCUAAUACUGACGACUGCGCAGACUUAUAG
Arabis nemorensis is the source of this 1365-nucleotide messenger RNA. NCBI's taxonomy places the organism in Eukaryota, Viridiplantae, Streptophyta, Magnoliopsida, Brassicales, Brassicaceae. The record is from the annotation of a GenBank genome assembly.